AUGGGGAGGCCGGCGAAAGACGAAAGCCGAUGCAAGCGGCAUCCGAAGCACCGGCAGUCGGUCGGAGUCUGCCCCUUCUGCCUCCGCGAGAGGCUCUCUCACCUCACCCACCCCUCCUCCUCCUCCUCCGCUGUCUAUCUUUCUUCUUCCUCGGCCUCUUCAUCGCCCUACAGCACUUCCGACUCUGACCUCUCUUCUUAUGCUUCCACUCCCCCGCACCACUGCGACGUGAAGAGACCCAAGGGAUGGCUUCUUCCCGAACCACGUGUCGCAGCGCGAGGAGGUAAGUUGACCAAGAGCCUGUCCCUGGUCUUCGUCGUCCGAAGCCACGAAGAGGACGAGAAAGAGAAGAAGAUAAUGGCGGAUCAUAAAGGGAAAGAGAAGGAGAAGACGAAGAAGAAGAAAUCGAGGUUUUGGUCGAAGCUGCUGAGCGGGUCGAACGGGAGACAGAAGAAAAGAAUGGCUGGUGGCGCCUUGCUGCACUCCCACACCUUCAAGGAGAAGCCUUCUCCCAAGUUGGUCUUGUUCGCCUAG
Messenger RNA from Musa acuminata AAA Group (dessert banana), 534 nucleotides. RefSeq lists its product as uncharacterized. The transcript has a single exon. The coding region runs from base 1 to 534 and encodes 177 amino acids. The record is from RefSeq and is a predicted model, not a curated record. NCBI's taxonomy places the organism in Eukaryota, Viridiplantae, Streptophyta, Magnoliopsida, Zingiberales, Musaceae.